Colletotrichum karsti is the source of this 1563-nucleotide messenger RNA. RefSeq names its product cystathionine beta-synthase. The transcript is spliced from 2 exons. The record is from RefSeq and is a predicted model, not a curated record. Gene Ontology annotation, cellular component: cytoplasm. Lineage: Eukaryota; Fungi; Ascomycota; Sordariomycetes; Glomerellales; Glomerellaceae. Gene Ontology annotation, molecular function: cystathionine beta-synthase activity; cysteine synthase activity. Bases 1 to 1563 code for a protein of 520 amino acids.
AUGGGCGACAUCAAGUCCAUCAACGCCACCAGGGUGGCCGUCACCGCCCAGUCGGCCACCGAGCUGAUCGGAAACACGCCCCUCGUUCGUCUGAACAAGAUCCCCCAGAGCUUGGGCAUUGAGGCCGAGGUCUACGCCAAGGUCGAGCUCUUCAACGCCGGCGGCAGCGUCAAGGACAGAAUAGCCCUGCGCAUGAUCGAGGAGGCCGAGAAGAGCGGUCGCAUCAAGCCUGGCGACACCCUCAUCGAGCCCACCAGUGGCAACACUGGUAUCGGUCUGGCCCUCGUCGGCGCCAUCAAGGGCUACAAGACGAUCAUCACCCUCCCCGAGAAGAUGUCCGCCGAGAAGGUCUCCGUCCUCAAGGCCCUCGGCGCUACCAUCAUCCGCACACCCACCCAGGCCGCCUGGGACAGUCCCGAGUCGCACAUCGGCGUCGCGCGCCGUCUCGAGAAGGAGAUCCCCAACGCCCACAUCCUCGACCAGUACGGUAACCUCGACAACCCGCUUGCCCACGAGUACGGCACCGCCGAGGAGAUCUGGAACCAGACCAACGGCAACAUCACUGCUGUUGUCGCCGGCGCGGGUACUGGUGGUACCAUCACUGGUAUCGCUCGUGGUCUGAAGAAGCACAACAAGGACAUCAAGGUCAUCGCGGCGGAUCCUCACGGCAGUAUCUUGGCUUUGCCCGAGGCGCUGAACCAGGACCACAUCAACGAGGGUUACAAGGUCGAGGGUAUUGGCUACGACUUCAUUCCUGAUGUUCUUGACCGCGAGAUCGUGGACAAGUGGUACAAGACCGAGGACAGAGAGUCUUUCCAGCUUGCCAGGAGGCUGAUCGCCGAGGAGGGUCUCCUCGUCGGUGGUAGCUCUGGCUCCGCCAUGGCCGCCAUGGUCCGCGCCGUCAAGGACCUCAACCUGGGCAAGGGCGACACCGUCGUCGUUGUCCUCCCCGACAGCAUCCGCAGCUACCUGUCCAAGUUCGCCGACGACGACUGGCUGGCCGCCAACGACCUCCUCCCCGAGGUCAACGGCCUCGAGACCCAGGCCGCGUCCAACAAGCCCAAGACGACCGACCCUUACGAGGGCGCCACUAUCCGCGCUCUGCGCUUGAAGCCCGUCAUGACCGUCUCCGCGUCAAGCCCCGUCUCUGAGGCUUCCGAGAUCAUGCGCGACAAGGGCUUCGACCAGCUGCCCGUCCUUUCGGCCACCGGCAACAAGCUUGUCGGUCUAGUUACGCUCGGUAACCUGCUCAGCUACGUCUCUUCCGGACGUGCCAGCGCCAACAGCCCCGUUAGCGACGUCAUGUUCGACUUUGGUCGUCUGGACGAGGUUGUCACGGACCCCAGGCAGAUCGCCGGCGGCGAGACCCAGGAGAAGGGCAAGAAGAGGAAGUUUGUCGAGAUCACUCUCGACACUCCUCUGUCGACGCUCAGCAAGUUCCUCGAGUGGAACAGUGCUGCGGUCGUCACCGACAAGACCGAGGGCAGCAAGGGCCUGUCCAAGCCCAUUGCCGUCGUCACCAAGGUCGACCUUCUCACCUGGGUUGUGAACAAGAAGGCGUAA